Molecule: messenger RNA, 2800 nt
Organism: Geodia barretti
Lineage: Eukaryota; Metazoa; Porifera; Demospongiae; Tetractinellida; Geodiidae
Source: the annotation of a GenBank genome assembly
CGACUUGUAUCGCUAAAGACUAGGAUGACUGAGAGGUAGUGGCGGUGACCUCCGUUUGAAUGUUUCUUACGAGAGUCGGUGGACGCGACGAAAGUCGCGGCAUGGGAAGCGGUGGCGGUGUCUACACGAAACGUCAUCACCCAAGAGACGCGUCCUGCACUUCUCCAUACGGCUACGCCUGUCAGCCAAGCUACCCUCCCACCGCCGCUUCUCCACCACCGGCGCAGUUAUGUGAACGAACGGCCGAAUCGGCAGCGGACCGCUGCGUUACGCCGCUGGCUUUUCAAACCCCGCGUUCACCGCCUCAGUCUCCAGCCACGCCGACCUCCGCCACGGCUGGAAAAUACAGCUUUGGAGUGUUCCUACAGAACUGCCAGGUGGCGGGAGAUUUCCUUCAGCUAAGAGCGGACGGCGCGACGACGCACACGCCCGUCCGUCUCUACCUCACGGACACCGAGCUCGUCAAGAAGACGUCCGUUAGUGGAUCUACGACCUACGCACACGAUCGAGACUUUACCAUCUCCCGCUAUCCGCUGCAGAACGUGCAAGUGUCUGCGAGCAGAGUCUCGUCGGCGACGCUAGUAGUGUCCGUCCUAGGAAAUGCACCGUCGUCGUCGAACGGUCGGGUAUCCACCGUCGUGGGAGUAGCGGAUGAUCUGAGUUGCACUACAGACACCUCUGGUUUCCCAUCCUGCUCCGUCCACCCGCAGCUCCACAGCGAUGAAUUCUGGCAGUGCAACGGGAAAACGGUCACAGAAGGAUCUCUGUCGAUCGAUACUCGGCGCAGACCUGUUGUGGUCGAAGCUUACCGACUGCAAUCGGACACACAGACCGCCGCCGCGGAAGGAGUCCAGCAUUGGAUAUCCAGCGUAGAGAAGAGGAAACGGAAACUUGAUAUGCUCGAAAGGUUGAGACAGACUCUAACUGCUACAAAUUCGACAACUGCCGCAACCGUCCAUACAACGGCAACUCCGCCAGCAUCAGAAUCCACUUCGGCUCCACUCUCACCACUCUCACCACUCAGUCCUGCACGUCGAUCUCCGCCCAUCCCCAUCUCGGUGAAAACAACCACAACCGCAUCUGCCACCAGCACAACCAACUCCACUCCGAGGAGACAUCCUCACAAUAGAGGCAGCGAAGUUCUCUUCAGACACUCUGGCUACGAUUACCCCUCGUUCGGUUCACCACCGACACGAGAAAAGUUCCCAACCACCACAAACGGUCGGUACACCCCCCUCCACCAUCACUACACUCCCCAUCCUCUCUUUUCACACUCCAACCAUCACACAAAUGGCAACGGUUCGGCCGUACAACAACUACGGCAACGACGAAAACCGACUGCCAAGGAACCGUUUCGUCUCCUUCGUCGACUGUCCCUCGGAGCUGGCACUAGUGGAUCUUAUCAAUUCCCACCUCCACCCGAACACAGGGAACGCAUUCGAGAUGAGAGCAAAUCCGGUAGGGGAAGAAAUGGCAUCGGGAGAACCACGUACAUGUACUCUCUUUCGCAAGACGAUUCCCUCCCUCCCUCCGUUAUUCCUCCGAGUAUUUCGCAAUCCGAGAUCCAUUCUCGAAAAGUUGGAGAUGCAUCGCCGCAGCAACAAACCACGCCCACCCACAAAAGUGGUGCAGUCUCAAGGAGUUGGAAACAACGGCGAUCAAUAUUCUCUCGCUCUGUGUCCGAAAAUUGCAAUUUCUCUGAACACCUUACCCAGACAGCAGAAUCCCCUUCUAGUGACACUGUAACGAAAUCGUUAACUUCACAACACCUCCUAGAAAGUGCAUAUCCUUCCUUUAGUACCGUAGCUGCAGGUAGCACUGGGAAUCACAUUUCGGGCGAAGUUUCUUCAGUGAGUGACGAUGGGAUUCCUACUGAACUCAGGGCACUCCAAUCACUUUUAACAAAUCUCACGUCAUCGUGCAGCUCACCCUCCACCCCUCUCCCUCCCUCCACUCACCACAACCACCAGUCACCAAACACUGCUCACUCCUCUCCCCACACUCCCUCCGACGACGAAGAAAACGAAAAAGGUGGCGGCCACCGCGACAACGACGAAGGCUUCCAAUCGUUUCUCAGACACAAGCAGAUCCGCGGACGCAAAAUACACGUCUCUCCGCGAGCAAACAACUCAAACAGCAUCUACUCUGAAACUUCUCUCGCCUCCUUUGUGGAUGGACAGAUUCUCUAUUCCUCCGCCUGUUUCUCCUCCCACCACUCCCACCACUCCCACGACUGCUACAUCCACUGGUAGUGGAACUACAGGUGACGGCAGAAUGAAGGCCGGGAACUCUUCAUCUCUGCCUCGUAGACACAGAGUCAAGACUGAAUCGACGCCUGCAGGGGCGCGGACUUCGAAAACUCUAGAUCGUGAAGGAUCGAGCAGCCCGGGACCGAAAUCGACCAGCAAAACUCCGAAACUGUUCAAACGGUUUCAUCGCCACCGUCGCUGGCGGUCCUCGUCGGGCGUCAAGCUGGAGGAAGAGAUGAUCCCUCGGAAGAAUUCCUCAAUCCAUCGCUGCUAGAUCUGAAGCAACAACCGCUAGUAGGAGGGGCAGUGGUAGAUAGACUGUAUCUCUUGCCGGUGAGGGAGGUGGCUGAGGGUCUGACGCAGAUAGAUGCCGAGCUACUCGGUCGAAUCUCACCGGACGAAAUCCGCGACGGAGCAUGGAUGAAGAGAGGCCAAAAGGUCAGAGAGUCACUAAGUACGGUGGUACUUGGUAUUAUAGCGAUGUAAUACGUAAACUAUUGUGGUCUUUAGGGCAUUAUGCAACUCCCUCUCAUCAACUACAUACAACAACA